Messenger RNA from Phyllostomus hastatus (greater spear-nosed bat), 2687 nucleotides. It is a transcript of the gene CUNH18orf54, whose product is annotated as chromosome unknown C18orf54 homolog. The coding region runs from base 234 to 1814 and encodes 526 amino acids. Lineage: Eukaryota; Metazoa; Chordata; Mammalia; Chiroptera; Phyllostomidae. The record is from RefSeq and is a predicted model, not a curated record. The transcript has 9 exons.
GUCGCGCUCCGCUGUGACGGCGGAGGAUGCUGCGAUCGAGCGGUUCUGGAGCGGCUCUGUUCGCAUCGGGGACGCUUUGUCGCGUCUGCGCUCCGGGUAGUUGAAAUUUCUUGCCAUUCGUUUCACGUUUUGUUCGGAAUGAUGGAUUUCCUUGUGCAGCUAUGGACGAGUGUGUAUGGAAGAAAUGUUAUUUCUAAGAGAAAUGAACAGAAAUAAUCCAUUUUGAGGAAGGCAUGGCAAAAUCAAAUACAAAACACAGAGUGUGUUCUCGGCAGUCUUCAGUAUCUUCUUUGCUAGCAAGCUGCAGCCUGAGUGGUAGUCAUUCCUCUAACUCUGAUGGCUCUUUUCAGUACAAGGAUAAACUGUACAGUUCUGCGUCACAGGCUCUGCAGGCCUAUAUUGAUGACUUUGAUCUAAGCCAGAUGUGUCCUGGUGUAACCACUGGAAAGAUGAACAUUUACAAAUGCCCUGCUAAUGUGCCAGAAUUCUCCAGCUAUGUUUAUAAACCAAACAAUGCUUUUGAAAAUUUUGAUCACAGAAAAGGCUCCUUAUCUUCCAGAAGACGGACUACUAAUGACAUAGACUCCAUUAGCUUAACGACUGAUGAUCUAUUAAAACUUCCAGCGGAUGGAUCAUUUCCUUUUACUUGUGUUGGACCAGGUCACCGAAGUAGCAAGAAAACCAAGAGAGGCGUUGGAAGACUGGGUUCGUCGGACACUGAAAAGAAUCAACAUUUUCAAGAACCCCCCACUGCCAUGAGCGAGGAUAACUUAGCAAACAGAAAUGUAAAUGGAAAGCAGUCUCGUAGGCUAAAAAACUUAAAACUUGUAAAUAAUACUAAUAAAUGUAUUUCUGGACCAUCUUUAUCUUCUUCCAAGAAAUCUCUCAAGGACAGUUCAGAACACAAUCUUGAAAAGAAUUACCCCAGGUGGCUCACUGGCCAGAAAUCGGACCUUAAUGUUUCAGGGAUAACUAGUAUACCUGAUUUCAAAUACCCAGUCUGGCUCCACAAUCAAGACUUGCUACCUGACACACAGAGCCAGAGGAUUCAUAAAAUAUUUAAAGAAGAGCAGUGUUCCCCAAGGCAUAGUUAUCAGGCACAAAGAACUUCUCGACUUACGAGUAAAUUAGAUUGCUUCGAAUAUUCUUUUGAACCCUCAAACAUUUCAGAUUUCUUGAGUGGUGAUAAAGGAUUAGGUAAUGAAUAUAAAUGUGAUUCUGAACCUAGCCAAUGUCAAUGUGAAAAUCCACUUCUUCCAGGACAAUCUGAAAAGCCAUUCAGUGGUGACAAAAUUGAAUUGCUCAUCCUGAAAGCCAAGAGGAAUCUCGAGCAUUGUACUGAAGACCUACCGAAGCCUAUGAAACAGGACGACAGUCCGUGUUCACUAGAUAAACUUGAAGCAGAAAGGUCGUGGGAAAAUAUUCCUGUUACUUUCAAAUCUCCCGUUCCUGUUGACUCUGAGGAGGGCCCUCAGCAGGCUUCCAGGGCGAAGUGCGAUAAGCGGCUCCUUGAAGACUUUUUGAAUGAUGAUGAUCAGGGCUGCACCCUUUCUGGAGGGAAACACCAUGGCCCUGUGGAAGCCCUGAAACAGAUGUUAUUUAAUCUUCAGGCUGUGCAAGAAAGUUUUAACCAGAAUAAAACUAUAGAGCCAAAAGGAGAAAUUAAGCAAGUUUCAGAAGAUGAUUUCUCUAAAUUACAGUUGAAGGAAAGUAUGGUUCCUAUCACUAGGUCACUUCACAAGGCUUUGCACCAUUUAUCUCGCCUGAGAGACCUGGUUGAUGAUACCAGUGGGAAACAGUCACCGAAAACGUGAAGAGGAAAUUAAGAGUCUAACCAAUAAAUAGUCACCACAAAACAAAAACGUAUUUUUUCCUAUUGCAACUGGCAGAGCUAUUGUAAGCCAUACACUCUUCAGAUUGGUUCAAUUAUUAUAUAUUUAAAAAACAAACAAACUUGAAAAUGUCCAUAGCUUUUGCGACCUAUCCUCAUUUUGUACCCGAAUACCAGAAUGUGGACCGGGGGGACCCACACGGUGUCCUGUGGUUGGACUUUGGUCUUCAGGCCAGCAAAUGUCUGACAUCCGAAGGUGGAUGGCUCCAGUUCUCGAAGCACAUGUGGACUUAACCCUCUUCAUCAUCCUCGUCAUUUUAUCGUCUCUUUUCUGGAUUAUUAAGAAACUUCCUGGUUUCUAGUUAAAAUCUCUGAAGCGGAAUAGACUUUCUGAUACAAUUAGCAUCCGUUUUUAAGAGGCUUUGAGGAAUAUCAAAAUUGUGGAGGAAUAUCUUAGAGGAAUAUCUUACCCAUAUGGAAGUAUGUUAUUUUUAAGUUUCGUAAAUCAAAUAUUUAAGAUAUGUUGUGUUUACAAAUAACUUUAAUAAUGGGGUGGUUCAGUGCUAAAAGGAAUAUUUUAUGUUGUGAAAUCCAAGAGAACUUUAAUUAAUGCUUUGAUUUUGAUUCUCUGUUAGAUCAUCUUGGUAAUACUUGAGAGUUUACGAACCAUUAUUGGGGGGGAUAUUUGAAAAUUUAAUAUUUUGAUAUUAGAUUUUUUAAAAAUUUUAAUUUUAGGGUCAAAGUAGUAAAAACUGUGAGAUCAGUGACCAGAUGUUUUAUGAAAUUUUAUGACUAAACUUAAAACAAAUAUGGGAAAUCAGAAAGCAAUACUCUAUUUCAAAGUUAUUUUUAAGAA